AUGAGUACAGACGGAUCAGGACGCACACUAGUUUACGUCGAUGGCUCCUGCUCCUUUAACGGCUCAACCGAUGCCAAAGCAGGAAUCGGAGUGUGGUUCGCGGACAACAGCCCCCUCAACACCCACAAAACUCUUCAAGGUACACGGGCCACCAACAUCACCGCCGAAACAGCGGCCGCCAUCGAAGCAUGCCAAAUAUGCAUUCGCCAUGACAUUUCGAGAAUACGAAUAAUCACCGAUUCCAAAUACCUCAUCAGCUGCAUGACUGAGCACAUAAAGAAAUGGNUGCAAUUCGGCUAUGUCGAGAAGGAGCCCAAGAUCGGAAAAUUGGAUCAGGCCUACACCGGACCCUACGAGAUUGUUGACAUAAUCGAAAAAGGAAACGUAUACUUAGAAAGCGAAGACGGACACCACUUCAUGAAACACCCAAACAAACUGAAACCCUGCGCAGAAUGA
Messenger RNA from Diachasma alloeum, 456 nucleotides. Its product is annotated as ribonuclease H1-like. Gene Ontology annotation, biological process: DNA replication, removal of RNA primer. The coding region runs from base 1 to 456 and encodes 151 amino acids. NCBI's taxonomy places the organism in Eukaryota, Metazoa, Arthropoda, Insecta, Hymenoptera, Braconidae. The transcript has a single exon. The record is from RefSeq and is a predicted model, not a curated record. Gene Ontology annotation, molecular function: nucleic acid binding; RNA-DNA hybrid ribonuclease activity.